GCAUUUGAUUAUAGUUCCUUAUGGGAAAAUAAAUCAACUUAAAACACCCUAUAUAUACCCCGUCUGUGUCUGUCUCAACUCGCCAUAACACAGCACAAAGGAAAUGCUGGUCCCUGGACUACAAGGCUGAUUCUCUCUUUAUGUGCACUGUCACGCUACUUUUCCUUCAUUUUCUCUGCUUCCAAACGGAUAUUGCACAUAGAAGCCCUGCAACUUUGUCCAGAAAAGUUUCUCUUAGGAAACAUUGAAAGCUCGCCUGUAAAGAGUCUGAUUAGAGCUUUAUUUUCCCGUUGAUUCGUAUAAUUCGGAUUUCGAGAGCAUAGCAAGAAAAUGAUUCAGUGUCUUUAUAGAUAACUAUAUCCUUAGGGUUUUAUAAUACUCGGAUUCUAGAAAGCACAACUAUCCACGAAAAUGAGUACAGAUUCUGAAAUUGAAUGUUCAUUGCCGAAAUCAAGUUCAGAUGACAAUAAAGCUCGAGAAUCCUACAGGGAGUCAAAAUUUUCGUAUAGGAGAGAAUUUCUUUUAUCGUUUUCUCAGUUGGAUGGAUGUAAGAAGAUACCAAUCGGACUUGAUUCAUCGAUUUUUAGUGAACUCAAAGAUGCUGCUACUGGUUCACCAUCACAGUCCUAUAGUGAUUCAGUCUCUUAUAGGAGAAAAGGGCGUUUACUUACUAUCAGGGAGAUGUGGUAGAAAAUAUUGGUUAGGUAGAAAAAUAACUCGGCCCUUGUUGAAAGUGAAGUAUAUCAAUGAGACUACUGCUUCCAAAUUAAUGCAGCCUCAAAUGCUCCAAUUGAGUGAUGUUGAACCACCUGAUUGUAAUGCAGAUUCUGGUAGGUGGGACCGCAACCUAUCUCAACAUUUGCAGCAGAAUCCUGAAAAUGGAGUUUUGGGAAAGGAUGGUUUUCUAAGAGAGCCUGGACCUAUUGCUGGGGUUUCUGUUGUGAAGGUUCAAGACUCUGGCAGACGCAAUGGAAACUUAACUCAACAAUCACAGCAGAAUCUUAAUUAUGGAAUUUUGGGAAGGAGUGGUCUUCUAAGAGAGGCUGGACGCCUGGCUGAGGUUUCUGCUCCAACGGUUCUAAGCAAUCGUCAUCAUCUUCUCAAUAGAAGUCCUACGCCAUAUCGGCCUCCACACUUCUAUAAGAUGAAUCUUUCAAGCAAAGAGAGUAAAGAUUUGUAUAAUUCCGAAUGUCCAAGUCUGGAGAGACAAGAAGAGGAAAGAAAGCCAAGAGAUUCAAUUGAGUUGCUGAGGAAGGAACAUAAAGCUAUUGAAAGGAAACAAAAAGAAGUUUCAGAUGAGCACAAAGAAAAUUUGGACCCAUGUAUUGCUACGCACCCUGAGGACUCCAGAAGUCAUAAGAGGAGUUCUAAUGGAAGCAAUCCAUCAAAGGAAUGUCUGGUGUCGUCUCUUUCAAAUGAUGCUUGGUGUUUUUCUUCCAUACAAGAUUCUGCAUGCAUAGGAACACUAUCACCUGCUUUUGCGAGCAUGUCCCUGUACAAGGGCAUUGAAACACAAUCCUUGAACCAUUCUCCCAGGCGAGAGCAUUAUGAUGUUAAGGUGGAUUGGGCAGAGAGGUCCGCGUUAUCCUCUUCCUACUUAGUUGAUAAGUUUACUGAAGAAGAGAAAAAGCCAGCAGAUGGUAUCUCGAAAAGAAUGGAGAGUGAUGAAUCUGAAAUUGCUGAGGAGCAAGAGUAUACUAGUUUACUUGCUCAAAUAAAUAGAGUUGCACAGAAGAUGUUGGUAUCUACCACCCAUUCUGCCGAUGAGAUCUAUGAGCUGAUGAGUGCUGAUACAGCGAAGAUGCCUCCAGGUGUUUAUAUGUGCGAGGAAAUUAAACAAUCCAUUAGAUCAGAGGCCAGUAACAACCAGCUACCUCAGCAUCGAGGCAUACAAUAUUGUUAUGUAGAGAACAGCCAAUCAAAUACUGCUGCUACUCCUGGGGCAUCUCAGCUCCUUCUUGAUUUGUUAAGGAAGAGUACAAAUGCAAUAGAUCUGGCAGGAGUACUUUCAAAGCUAAACAUUUCUAAUUCGAAAACCAAUGUAAACUUGUUCAGGAACCCUUCUUGUGAACCAAUACAUGGAGCAGGUUCCAAAAAAGAGUUGAAGUCAAGUGAAUUAGGGGUUAGUCUAAAAGGAUCUGCUGCUGCGGUUAUUAAAUAUGAUCGCGGUAACCUCACAUUUCCAGCUGAGGGUAACGCAAGUCCUUUGCCAGCGAACAAAUUCAUCAGAACCAAUCAUGAAACUGCUACGACUUUUGGUGAUGUUGACAGCAAAGUAGGCUUGGAUUUCCGAAGUGAACGAGAAUUAGAGCUAAAACCUGUUAUUGAAUUGGACGAGAAAGGCGAUUCAAUUGAUGAAAUCUGUUGGCCUGAUGAAGACAGUUUGAUCACAUUGGAUGACCUAAUAUUUCCAAUUGAAUCAAUUUUAAUGGGUGAGGGGAAUUCAACUGAAACCAAUUCAUUUUCCCCAGGAACACCAGGUGAAAGUGCUCAAAAGCCAGCUGCUUUUGAAGUCAACUUACCUGAUGAAAGAACUUCUAGCAGUUUGAGAAACACAAGGCCAUCUUACCCACAGUAUUCUUGUAAGAAUCUAGGGCAAGCCUUCUUCCACCGAUCUGAUGUCUGGUCCUCAGAUUCAAAGACCUAUUAUAAUCCUCCUAUAAAUGUGCUUCCACAUCUCCAUCCUAUGUCUAACACAAGGUUUGAUAAUUCUGUUACGCGUCCUGUUUCGCAGCAGAAACUAAUUCCUGGUGAAUUUCCUAUUGGUGCACCAUAUGAUCGUCCCAUCAACGAACUGAUUAGUCAUCCUAAUUGGCUUAGCCAAACACAAAAUUUUACCCUCAACCAUCAGCAACAUAUCCAUGGAGGAUUUGAUACGCAAUAUCCUGGUCGUAAUGGACUCUGGCGAAGAUAGUAAACAUGCAAAGAAGCAACCUCGCAAGCCAUGGUCAAGAAGUGCUGGACAAUUUGGCACUGACUAGUUAUCGAAUAAUGUUUUCCUCAUAGGUCUAAACUACUUUUAUAAAAUGCUCAAAAGGAUACCGUUGUUCCAAGGACUUCUGUCAGGACUAGAAUGCUUAGCAGAUGUUAUUCUAUUUUUACACGUGUGCAUAUGUUUACUGUUUAGAUUCAAUCCAGAUUAUUAAAAGAUACAGUGGAUUGUCUUACCCUUCGGCUUUCACGACAAAAUUGACAUGGGGCUGAAAAGUGGAACUUUUAACUGCUCUAUGCUAGAAUGUUGUGCAUACAACAAUAUAUUCUCAUCUGGCUGCCUUCUUUUGUUUUUUUUUUUUUUUU
Molecule: messenger RNA, 3297 nt
Organism: Jatropha curcas
Lineage: Eukaryota; Viridiplantae; Streptophyta; Magnoliopsida; Malpighiales; Euphorbiaceae
Source: RefSeq, a predicted model, not a curated record